This is a messenger RNA of Rhodofomes roseus, 855 nucleotides long. RefSeq lists its product as uncharacterized. The coding region runs from base 1 to 855 and encodes 284 amino acids. The record is from RefSeq and is a predicted model, not a curated record. Gene Ontology annotation, cellular component: membrane. The transcript is spliced from 4 exons. NCBI's taxonomy places the organism in Eukaryota, Fungi, Basidiomycota, Agaricomycetes, Polyporales, Fomitopsidaceae.
AUGGCUUCCAGACCCCAGACGUUCACGAAGGUCGACCUCACUCCGCGGAAGCACCAUGGCUAUCAAGUGCUCCUCUUCAUCCUCGGGACGCUAGUCCCGCCUCUGGCCGUUGCAGCAAGAUUCGGCAUUGGCACGGACUUCUUCAUCAAUGUCGUCCUCACGAUCUGUGGCUACAUCCCGGGGCAUGUCCACAACUUCUACGUCCAGAACAUCCGCAACAACAAGAACCGACGCCGGACGCCGAAAUGGGUAGCGAAGUGGGGGCUGGUGGACACAUCAGACAUCCAGCGCAAGGAGCGACGAUCGCAGUGGGCUUCUCGCUACAAUGAUCGCCUCCCUGCAUCUACCCUCCGGGACCAGCCGUACGCGGAGGGCCAGGAGGGAAGUUCCAGUGUGGAUCUCGCGUCGGAGAAUGGCGACGCCCGGCAACACACCAACGGCAGUGGGGAGUUCUGGAGCCGCAACGAAGAGCAGUACUACGGGGGAUCCGGCCAAGGCGACGCAGGCUCGACCCGGUGGCGCUACCCGGCCAACUUCGAGGACGCUGCGCCCGUGAACCAGAAGAAGAGCAAGAGGAGCAAGAAGGACAAGAAGGAUCGGUGGGCGCGGACGGAGGACGCCUACAGCAUCACGGACGGCGAGGCACCGAAGCGGAAGAAGAAGUCCAAGAGGAAGAGCCGCCGUGCCACGGACGACGAUGACAUCGUCUCGCGCAACUCGUCGACAACCGAGUUCCCGGAGGAUGCUGAGGGUGGCCUGUAUGGGCCGUCGACGCGGGUGGCAGAGCCGGCAUCUCAUGAUUCACGAGGCGGCGUUCACCCCACUGAAGAGGAUUUGCUGAACCAGGAGGUCUGA